AUGAAGUUGAAUCCAUCUAAAUGCACCUUCGGGGUGCGAGGAGGAAAGUUUUUGGGUUACAUGGUCAGCAAAUGGGGCAUAGAGGCAAAUCCUGAAAGAAUAAAGGCGAUUAUGCAGUUGGGAUCACCAAAAUCGAUAAAGGAGGUGCAACAGUUAACGGGGAAGGUCGCCUCGCUAAAUCGUUUCAUAGCCAGGUUUGCUGAUCGAAACUUACCCUUCUUUAAGGAUUUGCGAAAAGCAAAUAAUUUUGAAUGGAAUGAGGAAUGCGAGAAGGCUCUGCAGGAAUUAAAACUGUAUUUAACUACCCCACCACUACUUUCUAAUCCCAUGAUUGGGGAAAAGUUGUAUGUGUACUUAGCUGUUUCAGAUAACGCAGUGAGCUCGGUGCUAGUUAGAGAAGAGAAUGGCAAACAAAAUCCUGUCUACUAUGUAAGCAAAAUGCUACAAGGGGCAGAAAAGAAAUAUAUCCAGAUCGAGAAGCUAGCGUUGGCUUUGGUUAUGUCAAAACUGGAUAUAUCCGGUAGGAUGAUCAAAUGGGCGGUGGAGCUAGGAGAAUUUGACAUUGAAUUCCAGACGAGGAAUGCAAUCAAAGCGCAAGUGUUUGCCGAUUUCUUAGUCGAGUUCACGGGUGAACAACCAGAGAAGGAGGAGAGAUGGUUGUUGCAUGAACUAGAUGGUGCUGAGAUCAAGAUCGCUGCGAGGUUAAAUUUUCCGGCUACAAAUAACGAAGCUGAAUAUGAAGCUUUGAUUCAAGGAUUGCAGACAGCGUUGGAUAGAGGUGCAGGGCAAUAUGAAACCCGCGAAUGGUCAAUGACACAAUACCUGGCGAGGGUGAAGGACAUGAUGAGGAGGUUUGACAGAUGCACGAUCGGCCAAAUCUUAAGGGAUGAGAACAUGCGAGCAGAUGCUUUGUCGAGGUUCGGGUCGUCGGUUGAAGGGAUUAAGGAAAGGAAGAUUACGGUAAUGGUGAAGUCUCAACCAAUAAUAGAUGAAGCAGAGAUCCAUGUGGUCGAGACGGCGGAUUCUUGGAAAACGCCUUUUAUUCGAUAUUUGAAGUAUGGGGAAUUACCGAGCGACGUGAUCGCUGCUAAGAGGUUGCAAUUCAAAGCUAAUAGUUUUACUUUGGUUGGAGAUGACUUAUACAAGAGAACUCCAGAAGGUAUUUUACUGAAGUGCUUAGAUGCGGAGAGGUCGCAGUAUGUUAUGAGGGAAAUACACGAGGGCAGUGGUGGAAAUCAUUCAGGAGGAAGGAUUAUUGCAUUCUCCAGUGACCCCUCUAGAGCGCUUGAAGGUUGCAUCCCUUUUGAUAAGUGGAGAAUCGACAUCAUUGGUCCGUUUCCUCAAGCGGUGGUGCAAAAAGAAUUUCUGAUUGUGGCGGUCGAAUAUUUUUCCAAGUGGAUCGAGGCUGAAGCUUUGGCAAAGAUCUCUGAGAAAGAGGUAAUAAAUUUCAUUUGGAAAAACAUUAUUUGCAGGUUUGGGAUCUCGCGGGUUCUAGUGUCGGAUAAUAGAACUCAGUUCCAAGGAAAGAAAAUCAUGGCAUGGUGUAAGGAACUAAAAAUCAAGCAGAACUUUACGGCAGUCGGGAAUCCACAAGCAAACGGGCAGGCGGAGGUCACAAACCGAACUUUGUUACAAUAUUUGAAGACUCGGUUGGAAGGAGCAAAAGGGGCAUGGGUCGAAGAACUGCCCGGAGUACUUUGGGCAUAUCGAACGACCCCACGAACUGCCACAAGUGAGACCCCUUUUUGUUUGGUAUAUGGUAGUGAAGCUAUCAUACCCGCGGAGAUCGGCGAAGAAACAGCUCGGGUCAUCCAAUAUGAAGCAGAAGGAAAUCCUCAGGAACGGUCUUUCGAUCUAACAGUGAUCGAAGAAGGAAGAGAUCGUGCGUAUGCGAAGAUCUUGUGA
Molecule: messenger RNA, 1905 nt
Organism: Sesamum indicum (sesame)
Lineage: Eukaryota; Viridiplantae; Streptophyta; Magnoliopsida; Lamiales; Pedaliaceae
Source: RefSeq, a predicted model, not a curated record